UAUAUAGAGAGAGAGAAAGACUUGCAUGCACAUUCAGGUUAUACCAUGGACCCGUAUAACUACCCGAUGAACCUUGAGUAUUCAGAUUUCUUCGAGUUCAAUGACUGGAAGGAUGACGAUCUACCACUUAUGAUAUCUGGUUAUCCCGAAAGCCAAAAUUAUGCAGCAAACGAAAUGGUUAACUCCGGGGGAAGUAACAGCUACCAUGAGGAUCCCAACACCACAUCAGAAGAUAGUAGGAGGGGCAGGGAGAAUAAAAAAACCACAGAGAAGGUUGCUUUUAAAACCAAGUCAGAAAUUGAUAUACUUGAUGAUGGCUUCAAGUGGAGGAAGUAUGGAAAAAAGAUGGUGAAAAAUAGCCCAAAUCCAAGGAAUUAUUACAAGUGCUCAGUUGAAGGAUGUCCAGUGAAAAAGAGAGUUGAAAGAGACACGAUGGACCCAAGUUAUGUAGUAACAACUUACGAAGGCAUUCACAACCACCAUGGUCCUUCUCAGCUCUAAUGCAGGGUUAAAAUUACCAUUAUGAUUUAAUGAGUCCAAUUUAGAUUUCCAAAUCUUUUGUAGUUGCUAGAGUCAUAUUAAUAUAGUUGUUUGCUCUCACCCCUUUGACUAACUUUUGAAU
This is a messenger RNA of Olea europaea var. sylvestris, 622 nucleotides long. Its product is annotated as probable WRKY transcription factor 50. Gene Ontology annotation, molecular function: sequence-specific DNA binding; DNA-binding transcription factor activity. Gene Ontology annotation, biological process: regulation of DNA-templated transcription. The transcript is spliced from 3 exons. Bases 46 to 501 code for a protein of 151 amino acids. NCBI's taxonomy places the organism in Eukaryota, Viridiplantae, Streptophyta, Magnoliopsida, Lamiales, Oleaceae. The record is from RefSeq and is a predicted model, not a curated record.